This is a messenger RNA of Rhopilema esculentum, 3061 nucleotides long. RefSeq names its product polyunsaturated fatty acid 5-lipoxygenase. Lineage: Eukaryota; Metazoa; Cnidaria; Scyphozoa; Rhizostomeae; Rhizostomatidae. Gene Ontology annotation, molecular function: iron ion binding; oxidoreductase activity, acting on single donors with incorporation of molecular oxygen, incorporation of two atoms of oxygen; protein binding. Gene Ontology annotation, biological process: lipid oxidation. The record is from RefSeq and is a predicted model, not a curated record.
AAUGUCUGUUGUUUCAAAAAACCCGUCUAUGACUACUACGGGCUUCUUGUUAUUCAACCAUGUUGCCUAGCAAAAAAGCCCAAUGCAAAAUUGAUAGAUACGGAUAAUAUGACUUGAUAUCGCCUGCUGUGGUUUCGCUCAAUGUCAGCGUACAAUAAAAGUCAUUGGAGUAGAUUUGGCUGUGAAACUCGCCGAGCGACAGAAGAGCUCUGCAAGCUAAAAGACAAGCUUCUGUCCGUGCUUCUGUUAUCAAAGUAAGACAAAACCAGAGGGCAUAUGACUUAGCCUGCAAAAAAGAUGGGAAUUUCAAUUUCAUCGAAACAACUGGAUUAUGAAAUUAUUGUUAAAACCGGCGACGUGAAAGGAGCAGGGACAGACGCGAAUGUUUACAUUUCACUGAUCGACGAGCAGGGUCGCAAAUCAAGGGAAAUAUCUCUGGACUGUACAUGGAGAGAUGACUUUGAAAAAGGGAACACAGAUUCGUUUAAAGUAAGAAAUGUACCCCAAUUAGGGGAAAUUAAAAAAAUCGAACUGUGGCGUGACAGCAAAGGGCUAAACGAUGAUUGGUUUGUUGAAUGGAUUAAAGUAAGACCAUUAAGAAAGUUGGCUAUGAAAGGAUCGAAUAAUAACAAGGGGAAUAGUAAAAACAAAGCUGCCGAAAAUGAGUUGAAAUACGGUAUCCCCUUCCCAUGCAAUCGAUGGAUAAAAGAACACAUCAAAUUUAUUUUCAAAAAAUAUGAUGCUUGCUUGCCACAAUUUGAUGACUGUAAGCAGCAAAGAAAAGAAGAGCUGGAAAGAAAACGGGAACAAUAUUGUUUCCAGGAAAAGGCUCCUGGUUUGCCGCGACAGGUCAAGAAAUGCCCUCCAGAGGAGAGUUUCAGCAAUGACUACAAGUGGGAUAUUACAGCACGCAAGGUAAAGUUGCUUGCUCAGAGGAAAAUUACAAAAAUGACGUCUUCCUACUGGCAAAAAUUGGAGGAUUUGUGCAAUGUUUACAGAGGUCCAUUUUCAAUUCCUUAUGGUUAUCACAACUGGAAAUCAGACGAACACUUUGGACGCCAGAGACUAAGGGGCGUGACUCCGAAUUUGAUAAAGCUGUGCGCAGAGAUUCCACAAAAACUUGCUGUGACUGAAGAUAUGCUGGAACCAUUCCUCGACGGUUUAAGUCUACAGGAUGCACUCGCGAAGAAAUCUAUCUACAUCGUUGAUUUAAAAGUGCUACAUAACUUGCAGUGUCCCCACAGUAGAGAGAUCUGUGCGCCCAUUGCAUUGUUCCAUGCAAAAAGAGAUGGACGCCUAAUGCCGAUUGCCAUUCAGCUAUUCCAAGAACCAGCCGAAGACAACCCAGUGUUUAUGCCAAAUGACCCGAAAUACACCUGGAUGCUGGCAAAGAUGUAUUAUAACAAUGCCGAUGCCGCUGUGCACCAGGCCUGCACACAUCUCGGUUUUACCCACAUGAUUGGGGAAACAAUCUGUGUGGCAGUCAAUCGAGAACUCUCUCCUUCGCAUCCGGUUUAUCGGUUGCUUGCUCCGCAUUUUCUUUACCUCGUUGCGAUUAACAGUCUGGCCCUCGAAAAGCUUGUUUCACCUGGUGGAUGGAUUGACGUCACAAUGACGAUGGGUGUUAGAGGUCUCUUUGAAAUCUUACGAAACACAUGGAGGGAGUGGGAACUUAAUAGUGAAGGUGAUUUGCCAAAUGAUCUGAAGGACAGAGGGGUUGAUGACACAGAAGCGCUGAUCGAUUACCCUUAUAGAGAUGAUGCUAUUCUUAUUCAUAAAGCCAUCCAUAACUAUGUGAAAGAAGUCAUCACCUUUUAUUACCCGAGAGAUGACAUGCUUGUUACUGAUUAUGAACUUCAGUCUUGGGGAAAAUGUUUGGUUGACAAGGAAAAAGGAUGCUGUGUCAAGGGUGUUCCAGGCAAUGGGAAGUUUGAAAACAAAGAAGACCUUGUCCAGGUUCUGACGUCACUGAUAUUCCUCAGCAGCGUUGGACAUGCCUCUGCUAAUUUUAACCAGUACGACGAGUACGCAUUUCCACCAAAUUACCCGGCAAUUUUACGUGGGAAAAUACCAAGAACCAAGGUACCACUUACCGAAAAAGACAUCAUUGCCCAUUUGCCAAGUAAGGAUACGACAUUGAGCAUAAUGGUUGUCACCAAGAUUUUGAGUGACAGAGGUACUAAUGGCCUAGGUGAUUUCGAGGUGCAGUACCUUUACGAACCAGAAGCAGUUGCUGCUGUUGAAAGAUUUCGCGAAGAGCUGAAGAAAAUCAGCAUGAUAAUAGAAGAACGCAACAAAGCAAGGGCAGUUCCAUACCCAUACUUGGAUCCGAAAGAAGUUCCAAAUGCAAUCAGCAUUUAGUGUAUAUCAGGCCUUUUUGUAUAUGCAGAGAUGUAUUUGUUUACUUGAAUAGAACGUCAGUCUUAGUGACUGGGAUAGCAGGCUAUCCAUGCAAUUUAUUUUACGUUUCCUGGAUUUCUAGAUUCAUCAAAGAUUUUAUAAGCCUCAGAUAAAUUCUUGAUUUGCAUCUUUGUAUUAUUUGGGUAUAGCAAAGAACAAAAUAUUAUAAGAAACAUCGAUUCUUAACGAGAAAGUAUGCAACUUGUGCAUAACAAGCUAUUUCUGUUGAAAACUAUCUUUUUAGAUCGGAUUCUAAAUGAUCCAUGUUUUCAAGAAAUAGCACAAGCUGUAAGAUGCUCUGUCCUUUCCGCUUAUUUUUUCCUGCGCCACUUUUAUGGCAGGCAUUCUAUAAAUGUAUAUAUGGUUAGUGACGUCAUUACUUGUGAUUUAUUCAGAUAUGUUUUAUAGAUGAUUUGUAUUUCAUACAUUAACCUACCCAAGACUAAGUGAUAUUUUUAUCUCUUUAACCAUUUUGGUGUUUAUCGCUAUCUUUUAUAGACAUUUAGAAAUCAGUGGCGUUAAUUUAUUUUUUACAGUAGUUAAUCCAUAACAACAUUUCAGGGUUUGUCGGCUGUAAUUACUGGCAUUAACGAAAAACGUAUUUAUUGUCGUGCAGUAGUUUUGUGAUAGAUGUAAUAUCUGAUGAAUAUUUAGUUGCCUA